CAUGCUGCACUACCUCCUCAACAUGAUGUCGUCGUGGGCCAUCGUGUGCGACGUGUGGUACCUGCCCCCCAUGCGGAGGGGGGAGAGGGAGGACGCCGUGGCCUUCGCGAACAGAGUGAAGGCGGCCGUGGCGGCCCGGGGAGGGCUUAUAGACCUGCAGUGGUGAGUGUGAUACAGAGGGGCGAUUGGAACAGCUACGGCAUGCUGCACUACCUCCUCAACAUGAUGUCGUCGUGGGCCAUUGUGUGCGACGUGUGGUACCUGCCCCCCAUGCGGAGGGGGGAGAGGGAGGACGCCGUGGCCUUCGCGAACAGAGUGAAGGCGGCCGUGGCGGCCCGGGGAGGGCUUAUAGACCUGCAGUGGUGAGUGUGAUACAGAGGGGCGAUUGGAACAGCUACGGCAUGCUGCACUACCUCCUCAACAUGAUGUCGUCGUGGGCCAUCGUGUGCGACGUGUGGUACCUGCCCCCCAUGCGGAGGGGGGAGAGGGAGGACGCCGUGGCCUUCGCGAACAGAGUGAAGGCGGCCGUGGCGGCCCGGGGAGGGCUUAUAGACCUGCAGUGGGACGGCCAACUAAAACGUAUGAAGGCGAAGAAGGAAUGGCGGGAAUUGCAGCAAGAAGAAUUCAGCAAACGGUUAAAAGGCGAAUGAGAAUACCUGGUUAAAGUGUUAAAAUACCUGGUAAAUAACAGGUAAAAAUACCUGGUAAAUACUAGCCGAUACCUGGAACAGGUAAAUGUACUGAGUGUUAAUAUUUGUGACUUAAAAGUGAGUGAGCAAUGAUUAUGAUAUGACUAGUAUACGUUUUGUAUGGAAAAAUACCUGUUAGUAUUUUAUUAGUUACGCUUUGAGCGUAUUGUGUAUAUUUGAAGGGGUCUCUAUUGUUUCCCGAAUAGUUUUAAGUCAUAAUGUAUUGUUUGUCCGAAUUUUCGUUAGCCAUAAUUGGUUAUUCACAGAAACGCGUAACUUUUCAGGAUUGCCAUAAAACAAAUCUAACCUAACCCAUCUACAGAAUAACCUUACGAAAAUCCUGAACUAUUAACGGUUUCAGUUUUAUGACUAACGAUAAUAUGACAAACAACACAUUAUGACUUAAAACUUUAUGGGAAACAAAGGGACCCCAUAUUUGAAGCCAUAUUGCUUAGGUAGUAUGUUAUUUUUAAUAUAAUGUAUAGUCGUUCGAUUUGUAGCAGGCCCCGAACGGCUAAUCCUUUGUCUAUUCAGUUUAAGUAAAACCGUGCCUGCUACUACCUGCAUAAAAAAUGGUUCGGUCACUUUAACCGGUUAUUGAAUUAUAACUCCUAUGGGACUUGCAAUAAGAUUCAAAAUGAACUAAUGGAAAGAUAUUUUGCGAGGCUGUGUGUGGUCCCUUUACGGUUACUGAGUGCCGGCGAGUCGAACGCUACAGAACCAGUCUAAAAUGUGUCAUCGAGAUGCGUAACAAAGGCGCGUUGUCGGAGAGCGCACCUACACUGGUUUUUUGAGCGUUGGACUAGCCCGCGCUCAGGUGCCAAAUAGAUUAAUAGGGUAUUAUACUGUAUAUAAAAUAAAUUAUUUUACACCAUGCAUGAAAUAAAGCACCACAUAAUUAUUAGAAAAACACAGAUAGGAGUCAUUUUUAAACACAAGUUCUAUUUAAUAAACCGGAUAGAAAUAUAAAUAGUAGGUGAGUUGACCGUGACGUCACGAUGUAAUGUUUCAUCUAAAUUCCAUUUGAUAGUUCUAAAAAAGUAACUGAUUUGACUAGCAGGAAAAUACCUUAUUAAGAUCCUUUUCAUGCAGGUAAGUAGCACUUGCGGUUUUGCUUAAAAUUUUAACUAGCCUAGCUCUCACGGUUCAUGAGUUAUAGCCUGGUGACAUACAGACGUACAGAGUAGUCUUAUAGGGUCCCGUUUUUACCCUUUGGGUACGGAACCCUAAAAAUGACUCAUCUAGGGCCAAAAUCUAGAGAGGAAAAUGUCAAAACGUUUGUAUGGAAUAAUUAUAUUAAUCCUCUUAAUUUCUUGCGUUUUCAGAACCGCUAAAAGUGUAACGUAGCAUGCUUUAUAAGCUUCAUAAGAAAUUAUACUGCAAAACGUAAUUCAAGACCAAAAAAAGUAAGAAAAUGUUGCCACUGCAAUAAUUUGUUUGUAAAAUAGUAAAUUCCUGUUGCUAAAUAAUCACGCUAAGAUAAUUUAUUUAUUAGUAAUUUUACUCCUACGAUUUAAAAAAGUACCUACUUUUAUUUACAUAAAUACAAGACGCGCUAGUAAAAAGUGGCAACAUUUUCUUACUUUUUUUGGUCUUGAAAUUUAAUCACCAAUUUUAGAUUCAUGGUAAUAUUAGAGCCCUCUAAAUUGAAAAAAUGCCCCAAAACGAAAAUACUGGCGUCACAAAUUGGUAUUCUUGCGUCCUUACUCCAUUUUAUCGGUAUCGGUAAUAUCGGUCAUAAUCGGCGGUCGAAUUCGGCGAGCCAAAUUGGCGUUUGCGUCCGCACGACCUGAUUCGAUCGGACAAUUUAAUCAGAUUGGCGAAAAAUUGACUCGUCUGGAUACGCCAUAUUAAGGAUGGUAUUCCAUCUAUCCAAUAGGUCCAAUGUGCAUUUGCGUCUCACAUUUUGCUUUAAUAAGAGAG
Molecule: messenger RNA, 2612 nt
Organism: Cydia splendana
Lineage: Eukaryota; Metazoa; Arthropoda; Insecta; Lepidoptera; Tortricidae
Product: glycerol-3-phosphate acyltransferase 3-like
Exons: 2
Coding region: 402-650 (82 amino acids)
Biological process (GO): triglyceride biosynthetic process
Cellular component (GO): endoplasmic reticulum
Molecular function (GO): glycerol-3-phosphate O-acyltransferase activity
Source: RefSeq, a predicted model, not a curated record